Rhodamnia argentea is the source of this 1210-nucleotide messenger RNA. RefSeq lists its product as uncharacterized. Bases 82 to 909 code for a protein of 275 amino acids. The record is from RefSeq and is a predicted model, not a curated record. The transcript has 8 exons. Lineage: Eukaryota; Viridiplantae; Streptophyta; Magnoliopsida; Myrtales; Myrtaceae. Gene Ontology annotation, molecular function: protein binding.
UCUUCUCGGUCACGGUACAGUUCGGGAAAGCUACCCGCUACUCAGCUGGCUCGUGCGGUUCGUUCAGGCAUAAACACAAACAUGUUGAGAUCACUCCGCACAGCCCUCUCUGUAAAACCAACCGACCAUGGCCUCCUCCUCUUCCUGCUCAAUCCGCGAAGAGACAUGCACAGCAGGAACAAGAUGGCCAUGGAGUUGAUAGCGAAAGGUUGGAGCGCUCUGAAGGAGGUCGAUCGAGUGAUCGACUACUGCGAGCUCAAUGAUCGCCGCCUCAUUCCUCUCCUCAGGACUGCGAAGGAGAACUUUGAAUUGGCUCUUGAGGCUGACAAUUCAAACACGCAUGCCAGAUAUUGGCUGGCUAAACUGCAUUUGAAGUACCAUGUUCCGGGAAAAUGUUUAGCUGUCGGUGCUGCCUUGCUGGUGGAAGCAGCUAAUAUGGGUGAUCCAGAUGCACAGUACGAAUUAGGUUGUCGUCUAAGAGUUGAGCAUGAUUACUUCUCCUCUGAUCAACAAGCUUUUUAUUAUUUGGAGAAGGCAGUUGACCAGCUGCAUUCAGGUGCUCUUUAUCUUCUAGGAGCUGUUUAUUUGACAGGGGACUGUGUGAAGCAAGAUAUUGCCUCAGGAAUGUGGUGUUUCCAUAGGGCAUCAGAGAGGGGGCAUGCUGGUGCAGCCAUAGCAUAUGGGUCUCUCCUUCUUAGAGGUUUUCAAGUUCCAGAAGUUUUGACAAAGUUCACAUCACCUAGAGGCUCAGCCGCCAGAAAAUCACGGAAGAGCGAGGACGUUCCGGCAGUGGACCCAGUAGAGAUGGCUAGGAAGCAGUUUGAGAUAGCCACAAAAGCAGGAUGCGAUCUGGGACUUAAAUGGUUGAAUAGACUAGAAGAGGAAGAAAAGAGGGUCCUGGCUUCAUGAUGAACUAACCGUGGUCCUACUUUUGAAAUCCAUCUCGUUCAUUGCUGGAGCCUUUCCAUUUUGAUAAGUAUGAAAUCGAAGGUGAGCAUUUAUAAGGAAAACGCAUGUCAAUUCAUGAACGAGUCCUGGUUCUUUUCGGGCGGUAUCUACCCUCAGCUGUCAAGAUAAGGGCAUGUGUGCCUCGGUAUUGUACUCCUGUCUAUGCUUGUAUAGAAUAAUGUAACCUGUCUCAAAACUAUACACACCUCGAUACUUAUGCUUGUCAAAGUUGGGAACAGUAGAGAGUGGCAGGGAUAUUAUG